Messenger RNA from Diaporthe amygdali, 1071 nucleotides. RefSeq names its product short-chain. Bases 1 to 1071 code for a protein of 356 amino acids. The transcript has 2 exons. The record is from RefSeq and is a predicted model, not a curated record. NCBI's taxonomy places the organism in Eukaryota, Fungi, Ascomycota, Sordariomycetes, Diaporthales, Diaporthaceae.
AUGGCGGAGCCAAAGCUAGCACAAGCACCGCCCUGCAAGGGCACCAUCAUCGUCACUGGCGCCAACGGCGGCCUUGGCAGGGGCUUCAUCACGGCCCUGAGCAAGUCCCCCUACGCCAAGGACCACCGCGGCAUCUACCUGGACCGCGACGACGCCGCCGCGCAGGAGCUGGACGCCUUCGUCAGGACGAAGACGCCCAAGGACCACCAGUGGGAGGCGUCGCCGCUCGACCUGGGCAGCCUGGCCAAGAUCCGCGCCUUCGCCGCCUCCAUCAACGCGCGCGUGGCCGACGGGUCGCUCGAGCCCAUCCGCGCGCUCGUCCUCGUCGCCGGCUACCUGGACGUCGCGCCCGAGGCGAAGAAGCCGCGGCGCUUUACGGAGGACGGGCACGAGGCUGUCUGGGGCAUCAAUUAUCUGGCCAACUUCCUGCUGGUGCUGCUGUUGCUGCGGUCGAUGGACAAGGAGCACGGGCGUGUCGUGAUGGUUUCUAGCUGGUCUCAUAACCCGUAUGAUAAGCGCAAUGUUGUGACCAAGCAUCUUGGCCAGGCAGAGUACAAGGUGCAGUACCGUGAUACCGAGACGCUGGCCAAGGGCGUCGAGUACACGGAUGACGGCCAGAAGGCUGGGCUGAGGAGGUACGGGGCGAGCAAGGCCUGUCUGGUGAUGUUCAUGUUCGAACUGCAGAGACGCCUGUCAGUGGACCCGGAGCUCUCCAAGAUCUCCAUAUUGGCCAUGGAGCCCGGUGCAAUGGUCACCAACAUCGCGACGGGCGGCAAGCAGUCAAAGGCUGUGAAUAAGGUGGUGAUUCAGCUCUCUAGACUGUCUUCCGCCGUGGCACCCAACUCCCCACUAAGGACGCCAUUGAAGUCUGGAGAGCAUCUGUUGCGGGCCAGCUUCGACACCAAGGAGCUGGGUGAGCAUCCCAAGGCGAUUUAUCUCGAUGGUGGCAAGAGGCGAAAGCCAGGAGACGAGGUGCAAGAUGAGGAGAGGCAGAAGAAGCUGUGGGGGGAUAGCUUGAAGCUGGUGAGUCUGCAGCAGGAUGAGACGGCACUCCAGGAUUUGAGCGUCUGA